AACCAGUUCCGACCUGUCUUUGAACAAAACAAAAUCAUCCAGACAAAAUAGUGAAUAACAAAUAUUACGCAGAUACUACAUCAUCGCACUAUGCAUACCUUGUACGCGCUUCUGAAGAACAAGCUGAGCGAUGUGCAUCCCCUACACAACAUCGAUCUGACGCGGGAUGUGGCCUACUUGAAGGCGGUGGUGACCAAGGAGAUGCACUUGCAAUUCGACGCCAGCGAGUUGGAGAUCAUCCACCACGGACGCGUGCUGGAGGACGCGGACACCCUCAACCGAAUGCUGCAGCCCAACGCCGUGAUCCACUGCUUUCAGAAGAUUAAACGUUACUCGCCGUAUGUGCCGCCAGCGGCCACAGAGAUCAACACGAAGCAUAUCCAAGAGCUGUUUUCGUUGACCUCGCACCUGCAGAUCAGCGUUACCUCGCGGUUCAACAUUCUGCAGAAGAUACUCGCCGAGUAUCCGGAAUUUAGGCGAAAUCUGGGGGCGCAGGCUCUUAUUCGCGACUCCGUACUGUUUAACAUGCUGCACGAGCCGGAGGUGGUCCAGAAUCUCGUUAAGGAUUAUCCCCUCAUCUGCGAGGCCGCUCCAUUCAUAGUGGACACUAUUCGCAAGGAACUAGCCAGGAAUAGCUCGGCCACGCAGUUGCAGGAGCAGGCUGCCUCGGAGUCCACGACUUCGUCAGAGGAGGAAAACUCUCUGGGUGCAGGCAGCAGCAGCAGUGGUGGAAGCAGUAGCACAGCCGUGGCAGCUGCUGCGGCCGCCAAUCGGCGUGAUGAGAUGGCCAACAUACGUCAGAUUAGCCGCCAGCAACUGGCUAACGCAUUGGCUAACGUGACCUCGUUUAAUUCACUGUCGAAUAUUGCGCAGAGAAACGCGGACGAGGCCCUGCAGGGUGAUGAAAGACCAAGAACCACAUCGGCGCCACUAGCAGGCGUUGGAGGAGCAUCGGGAACAGGCGCAGGAAGCAGCAGUGGAGCCAUCAGCAGCGGAUCCAUAUCGUCAGAGUUGUUCCGCAAUGAGCUGGCCCGCGCUUUUCAGUCCCUGUCGCAGGAUCAACCGGCGCCGGUGGAGAACAUGGAGGUGGAAUCCGGAGGAGGACCAGUACCAGAGCGAGACGGCACAGCAGCAGCCGAUGAUGUGGAUGACGAGGACGAUGGUGGAGACGACAGUGAUGUGCUGCCACGCCGCUAUCGUCGCCAUCGGUUCACCGAACAACUGCGUACCAUGGCCGCCAUGGGCUUCAUUAAUCACACUCAGAACGUUAGUUAUCUAGAACUUUCCGAUGGUAAUGUGGAACACGCUAUUAAUCUGCUUAUGUUGAGCAUGAAUUAAUAAGGAUCGGAAUUGACUACAAAGCCAACAUAAUGUGCUUAUUUUACGGACUUAUAUUUAUUCUGCUGCUGAGGAUUCUGAAGCAUUAAACUCCCAACUUAAGCAAGGAAUAUCUCUUGAGAACUUGUAAUAAUUAAAUAUACAUUUAGAGGAGU
Molecule: messenger RNA, 1493 nt
Organism: Drosophila mauritiana
Lineage: Eukaryota; Metazoa; Arthropoda; Insecta; Diptera; Drosophilidae
Exons: 3
Coding region: 91-1338 (415 amino acids)
Biological process (GO): ubiquitin-dependent protein catabolic process
Cellular component (GO): cytosol
Molecular function (GO): polyubiquitin modification-dependent protein binding
Source: RefSeq, a predicted model, not a curated record